UGCUGGGGCUCAGCAGGCUUUUGCAGCCGCUUGGCUACGGCGUUUCAGUGCGGGGCGGGAGCUCAGGGAGCCGCGGCCCGGAUCCCGGAGCCGGGAGCCCGCUGCCCGCCGAGCUGCGGCGGCUAUAUCUGGGGCGAUCUCGGUUCUAGCGACGACACCGUGGCCAGCACUCAGAGGCUUCUGCGUCCUUUCAGUCCCAGGGAGGAGCGGGCCAGACACUUUUAUUUUGGAUGAAAGGCGUGAGUCCUGGCAGGAGCUUCUCUCCCGGCCUGGCUUGCGGUUCAGUGCACCCCAGCUCUGGCCCCGACUCCAAAAGACGACUUCAGUCUCUGUCGUGUAUCUUUCAGUGGUGACGCCUGUGGGAGGCAGGCGAAAGUAGUGGCACUUGCUGGCAACGCCAGGUGGGAAAGUGAGCCUAGGCGACGAGGAGUCGUGCUGUCGUCCCUGUGGCCCCCGGUGCCCACAGCGCCUUGCCUUUCCUUCCCCUCGGCUCCCCAUCGGCCGCAGCAUGAAGUGGCGCAGCGAUGGCCAGGAGAGGUAAGAAGCCGGUGGUGCGAACGCUGGAGGAUCUGACUCUUGACUCGGGUUAUGGUGGUGCGGCGGACUCUGUGCGCUCCUCCAACUUGUCUCUGUGCUGUUCUGACUCUCACCCGGCGUCCCCGUAUGGCGGGAGCUGCUGGCCGCCUCUAGCUGACUCCAUGCACAGCCGGCACAACAGCUUUGACACCGUCAACACUGCCCUGGUGGAAGACUCCGAGGGGCUGGACUGCGCCGGCCAGCACUGCUCGCGGCUGCUGCCGGACCUCGACGAGGUCCCCUGGACCCUCCAGGAACUGGAGUUGCUGCUGCUGCGCUCGCGGGAUCCCCGGGCAGGCCCAGCGGCCCCCGGCAGUCUGCCCAAGGACGCACUGGCCAAGUUCUCGAUGCUGGUAAGCAGGGCUCUGGUGCGCAUCGCCAAAGAGGCACAGCGCCUGAGCCUGCGCUUCGCCAAGUGCACUAAGUAUGAGAUCCAGAGCGCCAUGGAGAUUGUGCUGUCCUGGGGCCUGGCGGCGCACUGCACUGCUGCCGCGCUGGCCGCGCUGUCCCUCUACAACAUGAGCAGCACAGGCGGCGACCGCUUAGGCCGUGGCAAGUCGGCGCGCUGCGGCCUCACCUUCUCCGUGGGCCGCGUGUACCGCUGGAUGGUGGACAGCCGCGUGGCGCUGCGCAUCCAUGAGCAUGCGGCCAUCUACCUGACGGCCUGUAUGGAGAGCCUCUUCCGGGACAUCUACACGCGGGUGUUGGCCUCCGGGCUACCCCGUAGCUGUAGCGGCCCCUGCACUGGCUCCAGCUCGGGUUCUGGCCCAGGCCCCGGCUCAGGCCCGGGUGCUGCCCCUGCCGCGGAUAAGGAGCGCGAGACGCCUGGAGGGGGAGCGGCGAGCGGUGGCCCUUGCAGCGCAGCUAGCAGCGCCAGCGGGGGCAGUAGCUGUUGCGCCCCGCCAGCUACGGCUGCGGCCGUAGUCCCACCGGCCACAGCCACGGCCCCCGUCGCGGCUGCCGCCGCCGCCAACCAUCACCACCACCACCAUACGCUUCACGAAGCGCCCAAAUUCACCGUAGAGACCCUGGAGCACACGGUCAACAACGACUCGGAAAUCUGGGGGCUGCUGCAGCCCUACCAGCACCUCAUCUGUGGGAAGAACGCCAGCGGUGUGCUGAGCUUACCAGAGAGCCUGAACCUGCACCGAGACCCACAGCGGCCCAGCAAGCCAGGAGAGCUACCCAUGUUCAGCCAGUCGGAGCUGAGGACCAUUGAACAGUCCCUGCUGGCCACACGUGUGGGCAGCAUCGCUGAGCUCAGUGACCUGGUGUCCCGGGCGAUGCACCACCUGCAGCCCCUCAAUGCAAAGCACCACGGCAAUGGCACUCCCCUGCACCACAAGCAGGGGGCGCUCUACUGGGAGCCGGAGGCCCUGUACACACUUUGCUACUUCAUGCACUGCCCGCAAAUGGAAUGGGAAAACCCCAACGUGGAACCGUCCAAGGUCAACCUCCAGGUGGAAAGGCCCUUCCUCGUGCUGCCCCCUCUGAUGGAGUGGAUCCGAGUGGCGGUGGCGCAUGCCGGCCACCGCCGCAGCUUUUCUAUGGACAGCGACGAUGUCCGCCAAGCGGCCCGGCUGCUGUUGCCAGGUGUGGACUGCGAGCCGCGCCAGCUCAAGGCGGACGACUGUUUUUGUGCUUCUCGGAAGCUGGAUGCUGUGGCCAUUGAAGCCAAGUUCAAGCAGGACUUGGGCUUCCGGAUGCUCAACUGUGGACGGACCGACCUGGUGAAGCAGGCGGUGUCUCUGCUGGGGCCCGACGGAAUCAACACCAUGAGCGAACAGGGCAUGACCCCCCUGAUGUACGCCUGUGUCCGCGGGGACGAGGCGAUGGUGCAGAUGCUGCUGGAUGCCGGAGCUGACCUGAACGUGGAGGUUGUCAGUACUCCUCAUAAAUAUCCAUCCGUCCACCCCGAGACCCGCCAUUGGACGGCUCUGACUUUUGCUGUGUUGCAUGGACAUAUUCCUGUAGUUCAGCUCCUCCUGGAUGCGGGGGCCAAGGUGGAAGGCUCGGUGGAGCACGGAGAGGAGAAUUACUCAGAAACUCCCCUACAACUUGCAGCUGCUGUUGGGAAUUUUGAGCUGGUUAGUUUGCUGUUGGAGCGUGGUGCGGACCCCCUGAUAGGAACCAUGUACAGGAAUGGAAUUUCUACCACCCCCCAGGGUGACAUGAACUCUUUCAGCCAGGCCGCAGCCCAUGGACACAGGAAUGUGUUCCGCAAGCUGCUCGCUCAGCCAGAGAAGGAGAAGAACGAUAUCCUGUCCCUGGAGGAGAUUCUGGCUGAGGGGACUGACCUGCCAGAAACAGCCCCGCCCCCCUUGUGUGCCAGCCGCAACAGCAAGGCCAAACUGAGGGCCCUGAGGGAGGCCAUGUAUCACAGCGCUGAGCAUGGCUACGUGGAUGUGACAAUUGAUAUCAGAAGUAUAGGUGUCCCAUGGACUUUGCACACGUGGCUGGAGUCACUGCGGGUCGCCUUCCAGCAGCACCGCCGGCCUCUCAUUCAGUGUUUGCUCAAGGAGUUCAAGACCAUUCAAGAGGAGGAGUACACAGAGGAGCUUGUCACCCAAGGCCUGCCCCUGAUGUUUGAAAUCUUAAAAGCAAGCAAGAAUGAAGUCAUCAGCCAGCAACUGUGCGUCAUCUUCACACACUGCUAUGGUCCCUACCCCAUUCCCAAGCUGACGGAGAUCAAGAGGAAGCAGACCUCACGCCUGGAUCCUCAUUUUCUUAACAACAAAGAAAUGUCUGACGUGACCUUCCUGGUAGAGGGAAGACCCUUCUAUGCUCACAAAGUGCUGUUGUUCACGGCUUCUCCCAGGUUCAAGGCCCUCCUCUCCAGCAAGCCAACAAACGACAGCACCUGCAUAGAGAUCGGCUACGUGAAGUACCCCAUCUUCCAGCUGGUCAUGCAGUAUCUCUACUACGGUGGCCCAGAGUCACUUCUCAUUAAAAACAAUGAGAUCAUGGAGCUUCUGUCUGCGGCUAAAUUUUUCCAGCUGGAGGCUCUGCAGCGACACUGUGAGAUUAUCUGUGCGAAAAGCAUCAAUACCGACAACUGCGUGGAUAUAUACAGCCACGCCAAGUUCCUUGGGGUCACAGAGCUCUCGGCAUACUGCGAAGGCUACUUUCUUAAAAACAUGAUGGUCCUCAUCGAAAAUGAAGCGUUCAAGCAGCUCCUGUACGACAAGAACGGCGAAGGGACGGGCCAGGAUGUGCUUCAGGACUUACAGAGGACGUUGGCCAUUAGGAUUCAGUCCAUUCACCUAUCCUCCUCCAAGGGUUCCGUGGUGUGAAAUGCCUCCGUGUGGCAAAUGCGGUUCCGUGGUGUGAGAUGCCUCCGUGUGGCAAAUGCGGUUCCGUGGUGUGAGAUGCCUCCGUGUGGCAAGUGCUUCCCCGGAGCACGAUUUCUGGUUCCCUCCUGCACUGGCUCCACAAAACACACAUACACAAAAACUGUCCCUGGCGUCUCUUUCUGCUGGGCCAAGGAGCUGCCUCCACUGCCUCAGCCUCUCUCCAGUCAGUGAUCUUGGCGUCUGUGUGCUCCUGAGUGAAGAACCUUCCGUGAGUCUGCAGGUUAGAUUGUAGCUACGUCCAGAACCUGCAAGCCAAUGUAGCAGCCAAGCCACCUCCAAUGGAAAAUGCCCAGGAGCCAUGGACACCUUCUGCUGAGGACCACAGUCUAACAGAUGGACCAAGGCUGAAAAGGCCCUCUGCUUCCUGGUUGACCUUGAAGAGCAUCACGUGACAGACGAAUGACUUUGGAGGCUGUUCUUGCUCAGGCAACAGUCAUAGUGGCUAGUUAUAGACACUGUUGCUCAGCAUGAGGAAAUCACAAGGCCAAUUUUUAGGGGCGGGAACUUUUUAAAAAACGUUCGUGUGUAGCAAACACAGAGCAGUCUCGUAGUUUCAAAUAUAUUUCUAAAAGCUUAAUGGUUCAUUUUCAACUGAGUUGUGUUUAGGGGUUCAUUUUUUUUUUUUUUAGACAGUAAGUUGCAGGUCCGUGCCAUGUAAACUUGCAUCCGACAAAUUCCUGCUGAUAUUAUCUAUAUGAGGUCACAUACUCCUGCCUUAGUGAUUCGAUCAUGGUUACACAAAAGAGGUGCACUGCCAACUGCCAACUGUCUCUAAUUAUCUCAAAUCCCAUAGUUGACAAUACUCUGCAUGCUGACCGUGGACUUAGGAUGAGACUGAGACACCCCCAUAUAACAAAACAUGCAUUUGCAUGGGACCCGAACCUAUAAGGCAUCAUGCCGUGCUUCGUCUCCUUUUGCCAAAGUUAGAUAAUGUUUCCCGACUUCCUGCUAAAAGCCCAUUUGGUGAAACAAACAUAUUCGUUUCUUUUCUGAUUAUGAAUGGUUCUGGGGAUGCUUUUACAGAAAUAUGUUCAUUUCUGAUACCGAAUAGGGGCGGGGGAGCACGUCAGAGAAUUUGCUAUUAAUCUCAGAGCUUUAUCUGUAUUCUCAGAAGAUGUUCAUAGUUUGUUACUAGCCAGAGAGUAUGACUAUGUUAGAUUAUUUUUAAAGAUGAAAAGUGUAUGAUAGAUAGGCUCACCACUUUCUGCAUUCUGAGAGUGUACAGUCUACAAUUAUCUAUGAUGAAAAUUUAUAUUGACAGGGUUAUGUUUGCUCUGCCUAUAAUAUAUAUAUAUACAUAUGUGUGUUUGUAUAUAUAUAUACAUAUAUAUAUAUAUGCAAAAGAGAUUGGUGAAGUGCCACAAUACUCCAAAUAGUUCUUGAGUUGCAGCCUUUUUGCUUCUCGUUCCUUAUUUUGAAUCCUAGAUACAUCACGGUUAAAAACUGGGAGGGUGGUUUUUAAUCUCUUAGGAUGGCAAAGUUUUGUUGAUAAACCUAUUUCCUAGCAUGCUUUAUGGAAGUUGCGCCAAACCCUAGAGUCUAAAGGAACUUGUAUCUUUCACCUGUUGUCCUACUUGCUCAAUGCCUGUCAAGGACCCACACUGAGUCUUGUUCCACGGGUGUGGCAUGCACGGUAUCCAGUCCGAGUCCGUCUGAAGUAUCACCCCUUUGUGGUCCAAGUCCUUGAGGCCUCUCUUCCAUGUAGUCAUUGUGAACCAUCCCUACCAUCAAAUGAAAAAGGGAACCGCUGCUUGAGGUGACAACCAGGUCACAUACAGGGUGGCAUACGGUCACUUGUCUUUAGGGAUGCUGCUCCCUAGCCUAGCUGGUUUCUCUGUGAAGGUCUACUGCUCUCUGGACCUCCGUGUGAUCUGUACAUUGGUAACUCCUGCCCAGGCUUCUGUUACAAUUUGGUGUGCUUUCUCUGUCAUUAAAAAAAUUUAUUUCCCACAGUCUGCAUCCUCUGUG
This is a messenger RNA of Microtus ochrogaster (prairie vole), 5897 nucleotides long. RefSeq names its product ankyrin repeat and BTB domain containing 3 (gene Abtb3). Lineage: Eukaryota; Metazoa; Chordata; Mammalia; Rodentia; Cricetidae. The record is from RefSeq and is a predicted model, not a curated record. Gene Ontology annotation, molecular function: protein heterodimerization activity.